Molecule: messenger RNA, 216 nt
Organism: Cordyceps fumosorosea ARSEF 2679
Lineage: Eukaryota; Fungi; Ascomycota; Sordariomycetes; Hypocreales; Cordycipitaceae
Exons: 4
Coding region: 1-216 (71 amino acids)
Biological process (GO): intracellular transport; protein secretion
Source: RefSeq, a predicted model, not a curated record
AUGUCCGCGCUCUUCAACUUCCAGUCGCUCCUCCUCGUCAUCCUGCUGCUCAUCUGCACGAGUACAUACGUCCACCACUUUACGCCGGGCAUUCUCGAUAGGAAUAAGAAUGGCGUUACCGGCAUCUUUUGGAAAUGCGCGAGGAUAGGCGAGAGACUCAGUCCAUACAUCAGCAUCUGCUGUGUUGUCAUGGCUGUUUCCAUCUUCUUCGGAUAG